CCGGAAAUCAAGCCCUUCCCUGGCUCUACAGCCCUCGUCUUGUCCGCAGUCGGCCGGAAUCUUCUCAGGCGCGGGGACGUGAGGCCGGAGAAUCCCUUGUCUCGAAACUGGAAACUGAGCUCUGAUUUCUGAGGACUCUGCCCUCCCUGUUUGCUGGGGGCAUCUAAUAGAGGAGAAUGGUCCCCGUCUUCCUGCCCACCAGCAGUCACCAGGAGUCAGUGACAUUCGAGGACGUGGCUGUGGACUUCACCCUGGAGGAGUGGAGGCGCCUGUGUACCUCUCAGAAGGAGCUGUACAGGGAUGUGAUGCUGGACAACUACCACAACCUGGUCUGGCUGGGACUAGCUGUUUCCAAACCAGAUGUGAUCGACCAGUUGGAGCGAGGGGAAGUGGUCUGGAUGUCAGAGGGAGAUGGCCCAAGAAGCACCUGUCCAGAUUGGGACACUAGGCCUGAAACCGCGGAGUCAUCUCCAAAGAUGGACCUUUCUGUGGAAGCAUCAUUCCAAGAUGGAAUUAAAGUGGGUUGUUUCCAAUUCUCUGAGUUUGAUGAAGCCUGGGAGUACAGUGACUUGUUACAGAAACAGCAGAACAAUGAGAAGAAACUUUCAAGAUAUAUACAAAUGACUGAAAUAAAGACUCCUGCUCAAGUAGGAGGACUUGAAUGUAAAAAAUAUAAUGGAGGCUUCUGUCAAAGGUCAAUACUUUUUCCACAACAUAACGUAUUAGUUGGAAAGAAUCUCCUUUAUCAAUCUGAUAAAAACCAAAAGAGCCUCAGACUGUAUUCAGACCUAAAUAAACAAAGUACAAUUUCCUCAAAGAAGAUGUUUUCUAAGCAGAAUGAAUGUGGGAAAAUUUUCAGUUAUAGUUCAAAACUUGUUGAAAAUCACAAUAUAUAUACUGGAGAGAAAGCACAUUUAGGUAAUGAAUGCAGUCAGGCCUUCUCCAGUAGCAUAAACAUUACUCAAAUCCAGAGAAUUCACACUGGUGAGAAACGUUACAAAUGUUAUGAAUGUGGAAAAACUUUUAGUCAGAAGACAGGACUUAUUCAACAUCAGAGAAUUCAUACUGGAGAGAAACCUUACAUAUGUAAUCAAUGUGGGAAAGCCUUGCGCCAGAAAGUACAUCUCAUUAUACAUCAGAGAAUUCAUACUGGAGAAAAACCUUAUAAAUGUAAUGAAUGUGGAAAGGCUUUCAGCUGGAAGACAGGACUUACUGAGCAUCAGAAAAGUCAUACAGGAGGGAAACUAUAUGAAUGUAGUGAAUGUGGAAAGGCUUUCAGCCGGAAAAUAGGGCUUGCCUACCAUCUGAGAAUCCAUACUGGGGAGAAACCUUAUGCAUGUAAUCAAUGUGGGAAGGCUUUCAGACAGAAGAGAACACUUAUUGAACAUCAAAAUAUUCACACUGGCCAGAAACCUUAUAAGUGUAAUAAAUGUGGAAAGGACUUUAGUCAGAAGGCAGGACUUGCCAACCACCUGAGAAUUCAUACUGGAGGGAAACCUUAUGCAUGCCAUGUUUGUGGGAAGGCCUUUAGGCAGAAGAGAUCAUUUCUUGAACAUCAGAAUAUUCAUACUGGACAGAAACCUUAUGAAUGUAAUAGUUGUGGAAAGGCCUUUAGGCGGAGAAGAACACUUAGUGAACAUCAGAUUAUUCAUACUGGAGGGAAACUUUAUAAAUGUAAUGAAUGUGGAAAGGACUUUAGUCACAAGGCAGCACUUGCCAACCAUCUGAGAAUUCAUACUGGAGGGAAACUUUUUGAAUGCAAUGAAUGUGGAAAGACCUUUCAGGGGAGUUUGAAACUUUCCCAACAUCAGAAAAUUCAUACUGGAGAGAAACCUUUUGAAUGUAAUGAAUGUGGCAGGGUUUUCAGCCAGAAAACAGGACUUAAUGAACAUCAGAGAUGUCAUACUGAAGAGAAACCUUAUGAAUGCAGUGAAUGUGGGAAAUGCUUCAGACAGAAUUCCAGACUUACUGAACAUCUGAAAAUUCAUACUGAAGAGAAACCUUAUGAAUGUAAUGAAUGUGGGAAAGCCUUCCGAAAGAGAACACACCUUGUUGAACAUCAGAGAAUUCAUAGUGGAGAGAAACCUUAUAAAUGUAAUGAAUGUGGAAAGGACUUCAGUCAAAAGUCUGGACUUGCCUAUCAUCUGAGAACUCAUACAGGAGAGAAACCUUAUAGAUGUAAUGAAUGUGGAAAGAACUUCUUUCAAAAGUCUGGACUUGCCUACCAUCUGAGAAUUCAUACUGGUGAGAAGCUUCAUAAAUGCAGUGAAUGUGGAAAGGCCUUCCAGGCAAAGUCAAGACUUAUGCAACAUCAGAGAAUUCAUACUGGAGAGAAACCUUUUGAAUGUAAUGAAUGUGGCAGGGCCUUCACCCUGAAGGCAGGACUUACUGAACAUCAGAAAUGUCAUUCUGAAGAGAAACCUUAUGAAUGUGGGAAAUGUGGGAAAUCCUUCAGACAGAAGUCCAGACUCACUGAACAUCAGAAAAUUCAUACUGAAGAGAGACCUUAUGAAUGUAAUGAGUGUGGGAAAGCCUACAGACAGAAGACAGGACUUAUUGGACAUCAAAAAAAUCAUACUGGAGAAAAACCAUAUGAAUGUAACGAAUGUGGGAAAACCUUUUACCAGAAAACACACCUUGUUGAACAUGAGAGAAUUCAUACUGGAGAGAAACCUUAUAAAUGUAAUGAAUGUGGGAAAGCCUUCAGUCGUAAGAGAACACUUACUGAACACCAUAACAUUCAUACUGGAGAGAAACCUUAUAAAUGUAAUGAAUGUGGAAGGGGUUUUAAUCAGAAGGCCGGACUUACUUACCAUAUGAGAAUUCAUACUGGAGAGAAACCUUAUGAAUGUAAUGAAUGUGGGAAGAACUUCAGCUGGAAGACAAGACUUACUCAACAUCAGAAAAUUCAUACUGGAGAGAGAGUUUAGAAAUGUAGGAAGGCAUUCACUUAGAGGGCAAAGACUCCUUGGACAUCAGAAAAUUAAUACUAGAGAGAAAAUUUAAUAAUUUAAUGAAUGCCAUUUGUAGUGAAUGUAUUAAAUAUAUCAAACCUUGGAGAAAGAAAAAAGGAUAGAACUUUUAUGAAUGUAAUGAAUUUUAGAAAGCCAUCCAGGGGAGCUUAGCACUUACUCAUCAUCACAAUCCAUAUUAGAGAGAAGCCUUAUGAAUGUGGGAAUACCUUUAGCUGGAGAACAAUAUUUCUUGAACAUUAUAAAAUACUGGAGAAAAUUUUUGGUAAUAAAGUGAAGUAGCUAGGUAGUAGAAUGGGAAAGAACACUGGGCCUGGAAUCAGAAAGACCUGUAUUCAAAUCAUGCUCUAGAAGACCUGAGUUCAAAUCCUGCUUCAGUCACUAGCUAUGUACGCUUGGGCAAGUUUCUUAACUUCUCGGCUUUAGUUUCCCUGGAGAAACUCUAAAAAAGCUAUAGUAUAUCUAUGUAUUAUAUAUCUAUAUGCAUAUAUAGUAUAGCUACAUAUUAAAAACUAAACAAAUUCUCCAUCAAAUGGGGUUAAUAGUAGCACCUAUUGCACAGUGUUGUUUGAAGAUUCACUAAGAUUAUAUAUGUCUUCAGAGCUUUUUUCAACCUUAAUGCUGAAGUUUCAACCUUAAAUACUAGCUUAAAAAUAGUAAUAAAGGGAAGGCCUUUGGGAAGAAAAUAUACCUUAUGGAACAUCAGAGAAGUCACACUAGAGAAAAAACUUUAUGAAAGUAAUGAAUUUGGGAAGACCCACCAGUGGAACAUGAAAUUUAAUGAACAUAAAAAAAUUGACAGCUGAGAUAUAAUGAUAUAAUACCUGCUAGAACACCUGAGAUAUAAAAUAGAAUCUUUUGACUAUAAUGGAUUGGCAUAGAUCUUCCGAUAGAAUGUCAGUUCUAGUACUGAAUAUCAGAAAGUUCAUACUUGACAAAAAUUAUACAAAUAUAAUAAAUAUUGUGAAGCCUUUCAUCAUGGAGAAUAUAAAAAGUUAUUUGAGGUUAUCUUGAACAGAGAGCUUAUGAGGGAAGGCCAUGCUAUAUAGGAAAUUUGCUUAUUCAGUAUCAGUAAAUUCAAAUGAGAAUAUUUUUUCAUGAGUGUAAUGAAUUUGAGAUGAUAUUCCUCGAGAGCAGACAUAGGAUUCACAGUGGAGGAAAACACUGGAUAUAAUGAUUAAGAAACAUCAGAUU
Messenger RNA from Dromiciops gliroides (monito del monte), 4166 nucleotides. Its product is annotated as zinc finger protein 665-like. The coding region runs from base 177 to 2930 and encodes 917 amino acids. The transcript has 5 exons. The record is from RefSeq and is a predicted model, not a curated record. Lineage: Eukaryota; Metazoa; Chordata; Mammalia; Microbiotheria; Microbiotheriidae. Gene Ontology annotation, cellular component: nucleus. Gene Ontology annotation, biological process: regulation of DNA-templated transcription.